CGGACCCCCAGCUACAGGUCCAGGACCACUACUGCUCUAUCACACUCGCACAUAGAAGGGUUACCAGUGAUGGCAAAAUAACCGUAACCACAGGAAAGGCUCUGGCAGCCCAGUACAGUACGAACUCCACACGUCUGCCAGGCAUGUUCAACAGGAGCCCUGUCAGCCAUGUGGGGAUACUUUGAGGUAAACGCGCGUGACGAGGCAGACGCGCUCCCGUCAUGAAGCCGCAGCGGAGGAGGCCAGGCCGGGUGGACGACGAUACGGUGCGGCAAGGCACAUCGAGUAAAGAGAAGUUUCCGCCGGAGCGGCUCGGGAUUUCCUGCCUCCUCAAGGAUUCUCUGGUUUCUGGACGAAAAGGAAAAAAAGGGGGAAACAGAGGAAAAGGAGUGGAGGAAGAGGAGCACCGGGGCGGUGGCCGAGAGGAAGAUCUGGGCUUGACCCUCCCAUACAUCAGGGGGUGUAGGAGGGUCUCGACCUAUGGCGUUUUGUGAAUACGAACGGCGCUCAAUGAACUAGUUUGCAAGUCAACCACAGAGGUGCACAUUUGCCCGCCUUUGAGGAGCUCUGACAUGGAUACCAGGCGUGCUGACUCUCAGCUCGGCGUGCGUGUGCGCCGGGCGUCACGUCAGGGCUGAAGCCCCGCCACCCUCCCUCCCAUGAGCCCGUGUGCCCGGAGACGCACACCCGGCGCCGCCACGCCACGCACGCACACCCGGCGCCCGAGCACGCACCCGGCAUCCCCCACCGCGCCAGUCCAGCCGAGCCCCGUCGGAGCCUGAAGGAUGUCGACGGAGAUGGAGCUCCAGCCGGCGGUCCGGCCCGGCAGCCUCAGGCGGGACUCCAGGAGGAAAGGGCAGGAUCGCAGCGAAGCGACUCUCAUCAGGCGCUUUAAGGGAGACGGCGUCCGCUACAAGGCUAAGCUCAUCGGCCUGGACGAGGUCACCGCGGCCCGCGGAGACAAACUCUGUCAGGACUCCAUGAUGAAGCUCAAGGGUAUCGCUGCUGCGGCGCGGUCCAAAGGCGAACACAAGCAGAAAGUCUUCCUGACUGUUUCUUUUGGCGGGAUCAAGAUCUUUGAUGAGAAGUCAGGGGUCCUGCAACACCAUCAUGCCGUCCACGAGAUCUCCUACAUCGCCAAGGACAUCACGGACCACAGAGCGUUUGGCUACGUCUGCGGGAAGGAAGGCAACCACCGCUUCGUGGCCAUCAAAACCGCACAGUCGGCUGAACCCGUGAUCCUGGACCUGCGGGACUUGUUCCAGCUCAUCUACGAGAUAAAGCAGCGCGAGGAGAUGGAGAAGAAGGCCCAGAAGGACAAACAGUGCGAGCAGGCCGUCUACCAGACGAUACUGGAGGAAGAUCUGGAGGACCCGGUCUACCAGUACAUUGUGUUUGAGGCCGGACACGAGCCCAUCCGCGACCAAUCAGACGAGAGCAUUUAUCAGGUUCCCACCAGCCAGCAGAAGGAAGGGGUCUAUGACGUCCCAAAGCGACACCCAAACGGGCAUCAAAGCACCUACCACCACCAACAACAUCAUCAUCAUCAUCAUCAACAACAUCAUCCUCAUUAUCACCCGCAACCCGCCCAGGCGGGACUAAGUGAGCUUCAGGAGCAACAUCAGCAGGCGGAUCUCAUAGACUUAGACCUGGAGACGGUUUCUCAGAAUAUCAACCAAUUAGAGCUUUUCGGAGACAUGUCCACACCUCCUGACAUAACUUCGCCGUCGACCCCGGCCUCACCCGCAAACACCCUGGAGCCGUCGCAGGGCCUGCAACCUCCCACGGAGCUGUUUUCCCCGUUCAACCCUGCGUCUGUGCCCUCAGGUUAUGUGACAAUGGGGGCGGUUCCCUCUGGACAUUGGUCCCAGCAGGCGUUCGCCGCCCAGACGCCGCUGGCCUUUGGGGUGCAGUCCCCUCUGGGCCCGAUGGCUCAGGUGCUGCCGGGCGGCCAGCCUCUCAUCUGGGGUCAGGCCAACAUCUUCCCCGCCACCCAACAGCAGUGGGCGGCCAUGGCGGCCGGAGCCUUCCCCCCCGCAGCCUACCUCCCCGCCCAGCCCGUGGGCACGCUGCCCAUGUUCCAGGCGCUCACCCCCGUCACCGCCGUGCCGGCGGCCGGCGAAACCCAUUCAGGUGCAGGCGCUCCGGCUCCUUCCGCGUCGUCGAGUCCGCAACAUGAGGAGCGGGCGAAGAAGAUGGGCAAGGAAAUGUUCAAGGACUUUCAGCUGGCAAAGCCGCCGGCGAUGCCGUCAAAGAAGGGCGAGCAACAGCCCAGCUUAGCGGGCACCUCAGAGGCAUUCAGCACUUACUUCAGCCGUGUCGGCACCGCCCAGGACACGGACGACUGCGACGACUUUGACAUCUCCCAGAUGAACCUGACGCCGGUCACCUCCACGACGCCCUCCACCAACUCUCCCCCCACACCGGCUCCCCAACAGAGCUCGCCCUCCAAAUCGUCCGCCUCGCAUGUCAGCGACCCCCCCACGGACGCUACCGACCCGCCCACCGACGACUCGUUCGGGGAAGCGGAGGGCAGCCCGAGCCGCAGCGGGGAGGAAGAUGCUAAGGAGAAGGACCCUCUGUACGCCCGCAUCAACAAAGGGAAGAAAUAAAGAGACACAGAAACAGCAAGGCGGCCCGGACCAGCACUUUGAAAACUGGAGGAGGGAGAGCCCCCACUUGUUUGUAUGUGCGUGAAUGUGUGUGUCGGAUCUUCCUGCCUCCUCUUUGCUCCUCGACUCCAGGCAGGACAGGCAUCCACACGAAUGGACUUUUCCUUCCCUUGUCUCCUGCUCUCCUCCCUCCUUACUCGGCUUCCUCCUCCAUCUUUGCCGUCUGUGUGGACUCUGUGGCGGAGGCCCGUCGUCGGUUUGACUCUGGUGCAGAAACAAACUCUCUGGGAGCUACUCACUCGCCAACCGCACACACGUACACACGCAUACUACACACGCAUACAUACGACUGACCCAACCCGUCUCCUUGCAGACUGAUUUAAAAGGAUCGGAUUAACGUGGAAGGGACAAAGAGUUCAUUCUCUACAUAGCUUUUUGUACAUUACUAAUGACAGGAAGAAGAAACAAUGAAGAAAAGAGCCAACUGAAGGGAAAAAUGAUGUUGUUUUUUUUUCUUUCUUUUAUAAUUCAAUUGAGCCGCAAUGAGGAGUUCAGCUCGGUAGGGGGCGAUGUAGAGUGGCUUUAAAAGCCUUCUGGAUCACGGGGUUUGCCAUUUUGUAAAUAAACAUGACCCAGGGUCACCACCACUGACCCCACCGCGUCAGACCUCUGCGCCAUCAAAUAGGGACAUCAAAUAGGGAGGCUUCGAGUUAUGCAAAUCUUUGAACCCAAGCAAUAGCCACAAGCGUUUCCUGCCCUUUCGGUCCGAUCCUCGCCACCGCAGUGAGCCUCACGUUCCCUUUUACAGCUCCGUCUGACUCAUCCCCCUGCCCACUUUUAGAAAACAGUAGUACCUUGAUUUACGACAGCACCGGCCUACUUUAUUUUUUUUUCAAGUUACGAGCUUUGCUGUGUUGCCAAAAUUAGAGGUUACGAUCAAGAGUCAUUUACAGCGCCACUAGAUGGCAGGAGUGAAAAAUAACAUAUCCCCAGCGUCCUGCGUCUCACUCCAGCGAGCUCAGUCACAGAAUAAAUUCAACUCGAAAGUCAAGGCACCACACUACAGUGGAACCUCUAAGGGAGAAUUUCAAACAAAAUAAUUAAGAGUGUGUGUCAUUGGCUUUUGCCCAAAAGCCACAUCAGGGCUGCCACACAUGAAAAAUGUGAUGAUAGCGUGGUAUGGGGGUCUCUGUCCUGGCUGCUCAGUACAAUAUGGUGACUUCAAUAAUAGGUCUGUUGUCAAUAUGAUUAAUAAAAUUAGUUUUUUAACAUUUAAGUUGUUUUUAACAUUUUGCAGUUAAAACUUCACAGUUAACAUGGAUAUUUGACUUCCAAAGCCGUCAAUGGCAGCGAAUGUGUUUUUUAACUUCUAUUUACAUUUCCAUGAAAGUUAAGGCCAUUUUGGCAGUGGCACCAUGCCUGAAAAUUCACUAAUAUUUAUAAUUGCAUGUAUCCUGGUGUCCUGGUGGUCUCAAGGACCAAUGCUCUAAAUUGAACAGAAAGUCCGCCAUUAUGGUUGGAAGCAGCCAAUUGUCACUCAGUAACGCCCCCUGGAAAGUUGGAAAAAAUUUGCCCCUGACACCAGUUUCACCUAAGGACACGAAAUUCGGUGGAUGUGUCUAUCAUAACAGGAUACACGAAAAAGUCUUUAGGACCAAGACAGGAAAUUGAACAUGAAGUCAGCCAUUUUGGUUUGAAGCAGCCAUUUCGGGCAAAUUCCAGGGCUUGUGCUUGAACGAAAUCCUCCCAAGGAAUUCGCCCAAAUGUGCCCCAAUCGGAAACAGGUAUACCAGACGGACGGACAAUGCUAAAUUGCCAAGCUUUUCUAACUUACGCCAUAUAAUGUUGAUGAAGAAUGGUGUCAAAAUUUGAUGAGGAUUUCAAAGCUUUGCCAUAAAAAGUGGGUGCGAGGGUCUGUAGUCUUUAUUUCUAUUUCCUUUGUUUCCAUUGGUUACCCAACAUCCAUCUUUAGAGGUAGCACUGUAUUCUAGUCCACACACCAUAUGAUGGUCUUCAUCCAACAACUCCCUGUUUCACGGCUGUUUGGGACCCAGACGAUGACGAUGAUGAUUAACAUGCUGUCCUAGAAGCGCGAGCAAAGAUUUACACACACAAAAGAAAGCAGGAACAUUUCUAGAUUUUACCUCAACUAACAAGUUUCUUAAUGUAAAUUGACAUUAUUUUUAUCUUCAUAAAUAUAUAACAUUAUACACUGGGGUUUUUAGCUGAUUUAACUUUUUUGUUUGUUUUUUUUUAGGUUUGGAUUCGCUCUUAAUUUCCAUAUACCAACCAUGUAUUACUGUUCCAAAUAAACACAUCUCAAUUACA
This is a messenger RNA of Phyllopteryx taeniolatus (common seadragon), 4940 nucleotides long. RefSeq names its product DAB adaptor protein 1a (gene dab1a). Bases 786 to 2612 code for a protein of 608 amino acids. Gene Ontology annotation, biological process: ventral spinal cord development; lateral motor column neuron migration. NCBI's taxonomy places the organism in Eukaryota, Metazoa, Chordata, Actinopteri, Syngnathiformes, Syngnathidae. The transcript is spliced from 20 exons. The record is from RefSeq and is a predicted model, not a curated record.